Molecule: messenger RNA, 1797 nt
Organism: Clunio marinus
Lineage: Eukaryota; Metazoa; Arthropoda; Insecta; Diptera; Chironomidae
Source: the annotation of a GenBank genome assembly
CCUUGAUGGGUACAUUACCUCACUGAAGUUUUAUUUACCGACAAACAAAAUAACAUAAAUUCAAAAUAAAAAGUGAAGAAGGAUUAUUAAGCUUUCAAAUUAAUCACAUCUUAUCUACAAGAUGGCAUCGCUGUAUGUUUUGUAUGAACAUGCAUCAGGUUAUGCUUUGUUCAAGGUAAAAGAAUUUGAAGAAGUUGAAAUGCUGCUUCCUCAAGUGGAACAAUCAUUAUCGGAAGUUUCCAAAUUUAAAUCUAUUGUAAACCUCGCUGGAUUUUCUCCAUUCAAAACUGCAAUAUCAGCGCUCGAGAAUGUUAAUGCUAUUUCCGAAGGAAUAUUACCAGAAGAGUUAUCUGCAUUCAUUGAUAGUACACUUCCUAAAGUAUCGAAGAAAAGCAAAUUAACACUCGGUGUUGCGGAUUCAAAACUUGGAGCGGCGAUCGCAGAAACUUUAAACAUCCAAUGCUCGCAUAUUGGACCCGUCCCUGAGAUAAUCAGAGGUGUUCGUAUGCAUUUCCCUAAUCUUGUGAAAGGAUUCACAAUGAAAAGUGCUGGCAUCGCUCAACUUGGCUUAGGUCACUCCUAUUCAAGAGCUAAAGUAAAGUUCAACGUUCACAGAUCAGACAACAUGAUAAUUCAAUCGAUUGCACUUCUCGAUCAACUCGAUAAAGACAUCAACACAUUUUCUAUGCGUAUUCGUGAGUGGUAUUCUUAUCACUUCCCAGAAUUGGUCAAAAUUGUUCCUGACAAUUACAUGUACGCAAAAGUCGCUCAUCACAUCAAAGACCGCAAAAGUCUUUCCGAUGACAGCAUUCCGGAAUUGGAGGAGAUUCUAAUGGAUUCAAGCAAAGCAGCAGCAAUUGUAAAUGCUUCAAAAAUGUCAAUGGGAAUGGACAUAUCCGAAAUCGACUUAAUGAACAUUGAAAUGUUUGCAAAACGUGUCGUUAAGUUGUCGGAAUAUCGAAAGCAGUUGUCAGAAUAUCUUCAUUCAAAAAUGAAUAGCGUGGCUCCGAAUUUGCAAUCUUUGAUAGGUGAUCAAGUUGGAGCUCGUUUAAUCUCUAAAGCUGGUAGUUUAACGAACUUGGCGAAAUAUCCCGCAUCAACAGUUCAAAUUCUAGGUGCUGAAAAGGCACUUUUUAGAGCAUUAAAGACACGAAGCAACACACCAAAAUAUGGUUUACUCUUCCACUCAUCAUUCAUUGCAAGAGCAGGAGCUAAAAAUAAGGGACGCAUUUCGAGAUUCUUAGCUAAUAAAUGCUCGGUUGCUUCAAGGAUUGAUUGCUUUGCUGAAACUCCUUCGAAUGUCUUUGGUGACUUCUUGAAGAAGCAAGUUGAAGAUCGAUUGAAAUUUUAUGAAUCUGGAGAGGCACCACGAAAGAACAUUGACGUAAUGAAGGAAGCCAUUGAAGUUGCAAAUUCACAGCAACAGGAACAGGGAGAAAAGAAAAAGAAGAAGAAAAAUAAGAAACGAAAGGCAGAAGACGAUCAGGAAGAUGCAAAUGGAGCUGAAAUGGAUGAGUCAGUCGAGAAUAGCAAGCCGAAAAAGAAAAAGGAUAAAAAAUCGAAACAGAAUGGUGAUGCUGAUGAAACUUUAGAGACAUCGCAGAUGGAUGUUUCUAACAGCAAUGAAAAUGGAAAUGCUGAAGGUAAAAAGAAGAAAAAAACGAAGAAUCAAACUUCUGACGAAUGAGAAUAAUUUUUCUAUUUUCCUCUUACAUAAUUAGACUUCCCUUAAGUUUUGACAUUUUAAAAGAAGCGAAAAAGAAAUAAAUAAAAUAUUUUCAAAUAUUUGCAAACUUU